AUGGAUCUUUCAAUCCAGCGACUGCUCAACGACAAGCUCUACGACAAGAGGAAACAAGGGGCAUUAGAGCUCGAAAAGGUCGUACGCGAUGCCGUCUUCGCAGGUGAACACGAGAAGAUCCAGAAGAUUGUCGAGCAGCUCUGUCACGACUAUGCCUACGUCGUCCAUCAGCCCCACGCGAGAAACGGCGGUUUGAUCGGGUUGGCCGCGGCCUCCAUAGCUCUGGGUUCCGAAGGGGUCGCGCCGUACCUGAAGGAGAUCGUGCCGCCUGUUCUAGCCUGCUUUUCGGAUCAAGACGCGCGCGUCCGGUAUUAUGCUUGCGAGAGCAUGUACAACAUUGCCAAGGUCGCCAAGGGGGAAGUAUUGCUGUUCUUCAACAACAUCUUUGACGCGCUGGCCAAGCUUGCGUCGGACUCUGAGCUCUCGGUCAAGAACGGUGCAGAACUCCUUGACCGGUUGGUGAAAGAUAUUGUGGCCGAGUCGGCGGCCUCGUAUGUGUCGGUACUACAAAUUUCCGAGAAGGGGGCAGCGGAUCCAGACACGGUCGAAGAAACCGAGCUGCCAACGGCAUUCUCCCUUGCAAAGUUCAUUCCUUUGCUCAAGGAUCGCAUACAUGUUAUUGGUCCAUUCACACGAAAUUUCCUGGUGUCGUGGUUGACCUUAUUGGACACCAUCCCCGAUCUGGAGCUGGUAAGCUAUUUGCCUGAAUUUCUAGACGGAUUGAUCAAGUUUCUCGGGGGGCCUACGAAAGAUGUCAAUGUUGCCACGCAAAAUCUUUUGGACCGGUUUCUAUCCGAAAUUAAAAGGAUCACGCGAUUGAAGAAAGGGAUCGAGGAAAGCCGCAAGAGCGAACGAAGUCAUAGACGCUCGACAGCAAGUGAUACUGCCAGCAUCAAGACUGACGAAAGGGCUGGAACUCCCGUUACUGAAGAAGCUGCGAAAGAUGACAUCGCCGUGGAUGACUCUGUGUCGGAGUUUGCUGAUGACGAAGGGGAUCGAGCGGAUGGAGACUGGAUUCCAGGGCAAGAUGUACAAAUCGAUUACCCGAAGAUUCUGGACAUACUUGUUGGCUUUGUCGAUACUUCGUAUGAGGAGGAGAUGCAAUUGACUGCACUCCGUUGGAUCGAUACCUUCUUCGAUAUCAGCCCCGAAGAUAUCCUUCCUUUUGUUCCACGGCUUUUGACUCAGGUACUUCCCGCCAUGUCUAGCGGUUCGGAUCAAGUGCGGCAAGAAGCAAACAAAGUCAACAAAUCCCUCCUUGAGUAUAUUUUUACUUUAUCGGACGACACGACGGACGAAACACAAACAAUGCCCUCUAGGGUCCUAUCUAAUACGACCAGCAAAGAGAGUGUGGACAAGGCAUCAAUACCUGGGUCGAGACCAUCGGAAUCGACAAUCCCUGACUCAAGAAGGCAGUCAACAUUGCAAGAUGCACCUGGUACUAUGACACCGCGGAGUGCCGUUUCGGUAUCGGUGCAGCCGGCCGAUUUGGACUAUGCUGCUGCGGUCAGCUCCCUUACUCUUCAAUUCUUGAACGAGAACGAAGCCACCCGCGUAGCGGCCCUCUCAUGGCUCAUCAUGUUACAUCGCAAAGCGCCAAAAAAAGUAGUUGCCUUCAACGACGGGACCUUUCCAGCUCUCCUAAAAACCCUAUCCGAUCCUGCGGAAGCAGUCGUGACCAAGGAUUUGCAGCUUCUGUCGCAGAUCUCGAGAAAUAGCGAGGACAGCUACUUCACCUCGUUCAUGGUCAAUUUGUUGCAGCUAUUCUCCACAGAUCGGCACCUGCUGGAAGUGCGCGGGAAUUUGAUUAUCAGGCAGCUCUGUUUGAACCUGAGUCCGGAACGUAUCUACCGCACUCUGGCAGAUUGUCUCGAAAAGGAGGAGCAGGAUCUCGAGUUCGCUAGUAUCAUGGUCCAAAAUCUGAACAAUAACCUCAUCACCGCGCCGGAGCUCUCUGAUCUGAGGAAACGAUUGAGGAAUCUUGAUACCAAAGAUGGCCAGAUGUUCUUCGUUGCGCUGUUCAGGUCUUGGUGCCACAAUGCUGUCUCGACUUUCUCUCUAUGUCUUCUUGCCCAGGCCUAUGAACAAGCCUACAACCUUCUCCAAGUCUUCGCCGAACUCGAAAUGACAGUCAACAUGCUGAUCCAGAUUGACAAACUGGUCCAGCUCUUGGAAUCACCCGUGUUCACCUAUCUUCGCCUUCAACUCCUCGAGCCAGAGAAAUACCCCUACCUCUACAAAUGCCUCUACGGCGUCCUGAUGCUCCUCCCCCAAAGCUCCGCCUUCGCAGCUCUCAAGAACCGCCUGAACAGUGUCAGCAACAUCGGCUUCCUACACGGCGGACCACGCAGCGUGGCGCAGACCGCGCCGUCCUCCUCCUCAUCGUCUUCUUACGACCGUUCCAGUGGCGCACGCCUCAAAGGACGCGACGAAACAAUCCGGUGGGUCGACCUCCUUGACAAAUACAAGUCCGUCCAGGAACGUGUCCGGCGCGCCCAGCGCGCAGCGCAGCGCCACCCCCUCGACGCUACGGAUACACUCAACAACCCCUCUCUAACGGCUGCUCUCUCCGCCGCCGCGACGGACCAUACUCGCACUCGCGAUCGAGCCGGUCUCCCCGAUGCACCGCGGGGCGCUGCCGGCGUCGGUGGAAAUGCAGGACUAUCUCCUCUCGGGGGCCGUGGGGGCGCAUCUGAUGGCACUGGGGGGAAGGUGGCCGGAGCACCGCUUCUGGUGCACCCAAAUAAGCAGAAAUCCGGGCUUCCGAAUCUAGGCCGGCUGGGUAUUGGUGGGAGGAAGUCGAAGAAGUAG
Molecule: messenger RNA, 2811 nt
Organism: Penicillium lagena
Lineage: Eukaryota; Fungi; Ascomycota; Eurotiomycetes; Eurotiales; Aspergillaceae
Product: VAC14 family protein
Exons: 9
Coding region: 1-2811 (936 amino acids)
Biological process (GO): phosphatidylinositol biosynthetic process; positive regulation of kinase activity
Cellular component (GO): PAS complex; endosome membrane; fungal-type vacuole membrane
Source: RefSeq, a predicted model, not a curated record